Rhinolophus ferrumequinum (greater horseshoe bat) is the source of this 7824-nucleotide messenger RNA. It is a transcript of the gene PTPRD, whose product is annotated as protein tyrosine phosphatase receptor type D. Gene Ontology annotation, biological process: protein dephosphorylation. The coding region runs from base 393 to 6191 and encodes 1932 amino acids. The transcript is spliced from 38 exons. Lineage: Eukaryota; Metazoa; Chordata; Mammalia; Chiroptera; Rhinolophidae. Gene Ontology annotation, molecular function: protein tyrosine phosphatase activity; protein binding. The record is from RefSeq and is a predicted model, not a curated record.
ACGCGCUCCUUUGGAUGCUGGAUUUCGGGAUUUUGGACUCACUCGCUGACUCUCCUCCACUUCCUCGCUCCGGACUGGGCUGGCCGCACGAGGGCCGGGCGGCGGCAGCGGCGAGGGGGGCUCCCGCGUCGGCGGCCGAGGCUCCGCGGGAUUAAAUUGUCCGCCGGGAGGCGGUGGCUUGGGCCGGCGUGGGCUGCGCGGCGGUGGCGGGGCGCGAAGGUGCUGGAGCAAAGUGCUGGUGGCGGCGCGGGAGGCGGUGGCGGCGGCUACCCAGCGACAACAUGAGCAGGCUCUGAAAGUGUUCCAGCUGAAAUUUCCUAUCAGACACACUCGCUGCGGCGUCGGAGGCAGUGAUUCCAAGCUGCGAGUGCGAGCUGCUAACAGGCCGCAGGAUGGUGCGCGUAGCUAGGCCGCUGCUGCUGCUCCUCGCUGUCUUCCUCCGUGCGGACGCCGAGACACCUCCGAGGUUUACACGAACUCCUGUUGACCAGACAGGUGUCUCUGGUGGAGUUGCCUCUUUCAUUUGCCAAGCUACAGGAGACCCAAGACCGAAAAUUGUCUGGAACAAAAAAGGAAAGAAAGUCAGCAAUCAGAGAUUUGAGGUAAUAGAGUUUGACGAUGGAUCUGGAUCAGUUCUCAGAAUACAACCCUUACGGACUCCACGGGAUGAGGCCAUUUAUGAAUGUGUGGCCUCAAAUAAUGUUGGUGAAAUAAGUGUCUCUACCAGACUCACAGUUUUGCGUGAGGAUCAAAUUCCCAGGGGCUUCCCCACCAUUGACAUGGGCCCACAGUUGAAGGUGGUUGAGCGUACACGCACUGCCACCAUGCUUUGUGCAGCCAGUGGGAAUCCGGAUCCAGAAAUCACUUGGUUUAAAGAUUUCUUACCCGUUGACACAAGCAACAACAAUGGCCGUAUUAAGCAGUUACGAUCAGAAUCUAUUGGUGGUACACCAAUAAGAGGCGCCCUUCAGAUCGAACAGAGUGAAGAAUCUGACCAAGGAAAAUAUGAGUGUGUUGCCACCAACAGCGCGGGCACUCGCUAUUCUGCCCCUGCCAAUUUAUAUGUCAGAGAGCUGCGAGAAGUUCGCCGUGUCCCGCCAAGAUUCUCUAUCCCACCCACUAAUCAUGAAAUCAUGCCAGGUGGAAGUGUUAAUAUCACCUGUGUGGCUGUGGGGUCACCAAUGCCUUAUGUGAAGUGGAUGCUGGGGGCAGAAGAUCUGACACCUGAAGAUGAUAUGCCAAUAGGAAGAAAUGUCCUAGAACUGAAUGAUGUAAGACAGUCAGCAAAUUACACCUGUGUUGCUAUGUCAACGCUGGGUGUCAUUGAAGCAAUAGCACAGAUCACUGUCAAAGCCUUACCCAAACCUCCGGGAACUCCUGUAGUGACUGAGAGCACAGCUACAAGCAUCACCCUGACGUGGGACUCGGGGAACCCUGAGCCUGUCUCUUACUACAUCAUUCAGCAUAAACCUAAAAAUUCUGAGGAACCUUACAAAGAAAUUGAUGGGGUGGCGACCACACGCUACAGUGUCGCUGGACUAAGUCCCUACUCGGAUUAUGAAUUCAGGGUUGUAGCUGUCAAUAACAUUGGGAGGGGACCUCCCAGUGAGCCCGUACUAACACAGACCUCAGAGCAAGCACCAUCCAGUGCCCCACGGGAUGUCCAGGCACGGAUGUUGAGUUCAACCACCAUUUUGGUACAGUGGAAGGAACCUGAAGAGCCAAAUGGACAGAUCCAAGGGUACAGAGUUUAUUAUACAAUGGAUCCCACUCAGCACGUCAACAACUGGAUGAAACAUAAUGUAGCUGACAGCCAAAUCACUACUAUUGGCAACUUAGUGCCCCAGAAAACAUAUUCUGUCAAAGUCCUGGCUUUUACCUCAAUUGGAGAUGGUCCUCUUUCAAGUGACAUACAAGUCAUCACUCAAACAGGAGUACCAGGGCAGCCACUAAACUUCAAAGCAGAACCUGAGUCUGAAACAAGUAUUUUGCUUUCUUGGACACCUCCACGGUCAGACACCAUCGCAAACUAUGAACUGGUCUACAAAGACGGGGAACAUGGAGAGGAGCAACGAAUUACCAUUGAGCCAGGGACAUCUUACAGACUGCAAGGGCUGAAACCAAACAGCUUAUACUACUUCCGUCUAGCUGCACGCUCUCCUCAAGGCUUGGGUGCUUCUACAGCUGAAAUAUCAGCUAGAACCAUGCAGUCAAAGCCGUCAGCUCCUCCUCAAGACAUUAGUUGCACCAGCCCAAGUUCCACUAGUAUUUUGGUAAGUUGGCAACCUCCACCCGUGGAAAAACAGAACGGCAUUAUUACUGAAUACUCCAUCAAGUAUGCCGCAGUGGAUGGAGAAGAUGACAAACCGCACGAGAUUUUGGGAAUUCCUUCGGACACUACCAAAUACCUUUUGGAACAGCUGGAAAAAUGGACUGAGUACAGGAUCACUGUGACAGCCCACACAGAUGUCGGCCCUGGCCCCGAGAGCUUAUCCGUGUUGACUCGAACCGAUGAAGAUGUUCCUAGUGGUCCUCCUCGCAAAGUCGAGGUAGAGGCUGUCAACUCAACAUCUGUUAAAGUCUCAUGGCGCUCACCUGUGCCCAAUAAACAGCAUGGCCAGAUAAGAGGAUACCAGGUGCAUUAUGUGAGGAUGGAAAAUGGUGAGCCCAAGGGCCAGCCCAUGCUGAAAGAUGUCAUGCUGGCUGAUGCACAGUGGGAAUUUGAUGAUACUACUGAACAUGACAUGAUCAUUUCUGGGCUACAGCCUGAAACUUCCUACUCCCUCACCGUCACAGCCUACACCACCAAAGGAGACGGUGCUCGCAGCAAGCCCAAGCUGGUGUCCACCACAGGGGCAGUUCCAGGAAAACCCCGACUCCUGAUUAACCACACUCAGAUGAAUACUGCCCUUAUUCAGUGGCACCCCCCUGUGGACACGUUUGGACCUCUUCAAGGCUACCGUCUAAAAUUUGGCCGGAAGGAUAUGGAGCCGCUCACUACUCUUGAAUUCUCUGAAAAAGAAGAUCAUUUUACAGCUACAGACAUCCACAAAGGAGCAUCAUAUGUCUUCAGGCUCUCAGCCAGAAACAAAGUGGGCUUCGGGGAGGAGAUAGUGAAGGAGAUUUCUGUUCCAGAAGAAGUCCCAGCUGGAUUCCCUCAAAACCUCCACUCAGAAGGCACCACUUCAACUUCUGUCCAGUUAUCUUGGCAGCCACCUGUCCUGGCAGAGAGAAAUGGCAUUAUCACCAAGUAUACCCUUCUGUAUAGGGAUAUCAAUAUCCCUCUUCUUCCAAUGGAGCAGCUUAUUGUUCCAGCUGACACCACUAUGACACUCAGUGGCUUAAAACCAGAUACCACAUACGAUGUAAAAGUACGUGCUCACACAAGCAAAGGGCCCGGGCCAUAUAGUCCCAGUGUCCAGUUCAGGACACUGCCUGUGGAUCAAGCAGUGUUUGCAAAAAAUUUUCAUGUCAAAGCAGUAAUGAAGACUUCAGUCCUACUGUCUUGGGAGAUUCCAGAGAAUUAUAAUUCUGCCAUGCCUUUCAAAAUUCUUUAUGAUGAUGGGAAAAUGGUGGAAGAAGUGGAUGGCCGAGCGACACAGAAGUUAAUUGUCAACCUAAAGCCUGAGAAAUCAUAUUCAUUCGUGCUGACAAAUCGUGGGAACAGUGCUGGUGGGCUGCAGCACAGAGUAACGGCGAAGACGGCGCCCGACGUCCUGCGCACCAAGCCCGCCUUCAUUGGGAAGACCAACCUGGAUGGUAUGAUCACCGUGCAGCUGCCUGAAGUACCUGCAAAUGAGAAUAUAAAAGGUUACUACAUAAUAAUUGUGCCUUUGAAGAAAUCUCGUGGGAAAUUUAUCAAGCCAUGGGAGAGUCCAGAUGAAAUGGAAUUAGAUGAGCUGCUCAAAGAAAUAUCUAGGAAACGCAGAAGUGUCCGUUAUGGGAGAGAAGUUGAACUAAAGCCAUAUAUAGCUGCUCACUUUGAUGUCCUUCCCACUGAGUUCACCCUGGGGGAUGACAAACAGUAUGGUGGAUUUACAAACAAACAACUCCAAAGUGGUCAAGAAUACGUCUUCUUUGUGCUAGCAGUGAUGGAUCAUGCGGAGUCUAAGAUGUAUGCAACCAGUCCCUACUCUGACCCUGUUGUGUCAAUGGACCUGGAUCCCCAGCCCAUCACAGACGAAGAAGAAGGCUUGAUCUGGGUCGUAGGUCCUGUCCUCGCCGUGGUCUUUAUCAUCUGCAUUGUCAUAGCUAUUCUUCUCUAUAAAAGCAGUAAACCUGACAGGAAGAGGGCAGAGUCCGACUCUAGAAAGAGCAGCAUACCUAACAGUAAGGAGGUCCCUUCACACCAUCCAACAGACCCCGUGGAAUUGAGGCGCCUUAAUUUUCAAACACCAGGUUCAGAUGAUUCCGGUUACCCUGGUAACCUUCAUUCUUCAAGUAUGGCUAGUCAUCCUCCAAUACCUAUCUUGGAACUUGCAGAUCACAUUGAAAGGUUGAAAGCAAAUGACAACUUGAAGUUUUCCCAGGAAUAUGAGUCGAUUGACCCUGGCCAGCAGUUCACAUGGGAACAUUCAAACUUGGAAGUAAACAAACCAAAGAAUAGAUAUGCAAAUGUAAUUGCAUAUGAUCAUUCCCGGGUUCUCCUAUCAGCAAUAGAAGGCAUCCCAGGAAGUGACUAUGUGAAUGCCAACUACAUAGAUGGCUACAGGAAACAAAAUGCCUAUAUCGCAACGCAGGGAUCUCUCCCUGAAACAUUUGGGGACUUUUGGAGAAUGAUAUGGGAGCAACGGAGCGCCACAGUUGUUAUGAUGACAAAACUAGAAGAACGAUCCAGGGUGAAGUGUGACCAGUAUUGGCCCAGUAGAGGCACAGAAACCCAUGGGCUGGUCCAAGUGACACUACUUGAUACCGUAGAGCUGGCUACAUAUUGUGUUCGGACAUUUGCACUUUACAAGAAUGGUUCAAGCGAGAAGAGAGAAGUGAGACAAUUCCAGUUCACCGCCUGGCCUGAUCAUGGUGUUCCAGAACACCCGACCCCUUUUCUAGCUUUCUUACGGAGAGUCAAAACCUGUAACCCUCCUGAUGCAGGUCCAAUGGUUGUGCACUGCAGUGCGGGAGUUGGCCGAACUGGUUGUUUCAUUGUAAUAGAUGCCAUGUUAGAAAGAAUAAAGCAUGAAAAAACUGUAGAUAUUUAUGGCCAUGUAACUUUAAUGAGAGCCCAGAGGAAUUACAUGGUUCAAACAGAAGACCAAUACAUCUUUAUCCAUGAUGCACUGUUAGAAGCAGUGACUUGUGGAAAUACCGAAGUGCCAGCUAGAAACUUGUACGCCUACAUUCAGAAGCUGACACAAAUAGAAACAGGAGAGAAUGUCACAGGAAUGGAGCUUGAAUUUAAGCGUCUAGCCAGCUCUAAGGCUCACACCUCAAGAUUCAUCAGUGCCAAUCUUCCAUGUAAUAAAUUCAAAAAUCGCCUUGUUAAUAUUAUGCCAUAUGAAUCCACAAGGGUAUGCCUGCAGCCCAUCCGAGGAGUAGAAGGAUCUGAUUACAUCAAUGCCAGUUUUAUUGAUGGAUACAGACAACAGAAAGCCUACAUCGCUACCCAGGGGCCCUUGGCAGAGACCACCGAAGACUUUUGGCGGAUGCUCUGGGAACACAAUUCCACCAUCGUCGUGAUGCUCACCAAGCUGCGAGAGAUGGGCAGAGAGAAAUGUCACCAAUACUGGCCAGCGGAACGAUCUGCAAGAUACCAGUACUUUGUUGUAGAUCCCAUGGCUGAGUACAACAUGCCACAGUAUAUCCUAAGAGAAUUCAAGGUCACAGAUGCCAGGGAUGGUCAGUCCAGAACAGUGAGGCAGUUUCAGUUCACUGACUGGCCAGAGCAAGGAGUGCCAAAGUCUGGAGAAGGAUUUAUUGACUUCAUCGGCCAAGUCCAUAAAACAAAAGAGCAGUUUGGCCAAGAUGGACCCAUUUCAGUCCAUUGCAGUGCGGGCGUUGGAAGAACUGGAGUCUUCAUAACACUAAGCAUUGUUUUGGAAAGAAUGAGAUAUGAAGGAGUUGUAGAUAUCUUCCAGACUGUCAAAAUGUUAAGAACACAGCGACCAGCCAUGGUACAGACAGAGGAUCAGUAUCAAUUCUGCUAUCGAGCCGCACUUGAGUACCUGGGCAGCUUUGAUCACUAUGCAACGUAGAAACCCCUGACCCAUUUUGGAUUUUUACUACAGGCCCUUCAGUAUCCAUGGAGUCUCUUCUGAGCCAUACAGGGCACUUGAGAAGUCCUUCUUAACUUCUAGGUAACAACCACUUAGUGGGACUAUUACACACAAGACAAACUAAAAACAAACUCUUCUGGGUGGACCAAGAAUUCACAGUUUAAUAAUCUAAUCUCAAAAAUAAUAAAGAGAAUUCUGACUGAUUAGGUAUCCGAAGGAUUUUAUUUACAGAUACCUAAAAGAUUCAAAAUAAAGGGAAGAAGAAAUCACAGCAAAGAACCACCAUCUUGUUCAGGAUUGCUAGGUACGAGGAGAAAUUGCUGUAGCGCUGCAAUUCAGUGCAAGAUGUUUGCUGGUGUGGCUUCUCAUGGUAAAAGGAACUCUGCUUUGACAUUACCCCUUCCCACCAUAUUGCUCAUAAUAACAUUUUAGGGGGAAAAGGGGGGAACAUUUAAAAAAAGAAAGUCUUUGAUUUAAUUUUUUUAGUAUUGUAAAGAUACUGCUGACCUGUGCUUCAUUUUUAACUGUGUAAACUUUUUUUUAACAAAAUGUAUCAUUCGAUAAAGUGAAUUUUAAAGAGGUUACAUAACUCUUCAUUUUUUUAUUUCCAAAUUGUAGGUUUUUUUAAGCUGUAGAACUGUUAUCUGUAAUAAUAUUACUGUAGAAAUAUCAAAUAAUUUGGAAAUUUGCACAUUUUUGUGCAAUACUCUUAAUCUACAGUAUUGGUCUCAUCAGAUAUUAAUUUUUACACUUCUGUUUGGUUUUGGUUGGUAAGAAAGUACCCAUUUUUUUUUCAAAUAAUCAAAGAGAACUUUGUUUUGUUUUUGGAAUCAACAGGGAGGCGCAAAGUAUAAAGUUGCUGCUAACAUAUAUACAUAUAUAUCCAUAUAUUAUAGGGGUGUCUAUGUAUAUACAGACAGUGUGUUCACACAAAAUGAUAGAUAUAGCUAUCAUUCAGUUCUUCCAUGAUUUAGGAUUCUUAAGGUAGAAAAGCUAUUAUAAACAUCUUUUUCACUUUCUUCUUUUAUGACAUUGGUAUUUCUUAAUAUCACAAAAAAAUUAAUUUUUAAGGGAAAUGAGGAAUGCACAUCAGUGAUUGUCAAACCUCACCCCCUAAUUUCCUACCCAAUCUCCCCCGCACCCGUCUAAUCAUAUUCACAAAUACCAUUUUGUUAGCCAGGCUUCCAACAAAGUUCAAUAUUUCUAACACUCUAGUGCAAUAAAAAAUUAUUAAAUAUCUAAGAGGUGUGCAUGUGGGAAAGGUCAGUGCAUAUCCCUUUAGGAGGGGAGAAUGUUGUACUAUAUCAAGUUGUUUAAAAAACAGUGUAUUCAAUCGUAUAUUGUCUAUAGUAUGUGCUAUGAAAUUUGCAUUUAUGAUAUGUAACAGGGGCAAAGCCAAACUCAUGUUGCUCUGUUCAGUCAGAACAUUUUGUGGCAUACAGCAUUCCUGGGAAGUGCUGUACUUUGUUUUCUUUUGGUUUUAGUUUUGCAUUUAGAGUGCCUUAUAAUUGAUGCCUAUUUUACUAGCAUUUCUUUUUAGCUUUUGGUUCGUAUUUCCAUUAGUUGUUCGUAUAUGUUACUCUUCCUAUUAAAGCAUUAUCUGUUUACCACA